This is a messenger RNA of Tuber melanosporum (Perigord truffle), 3274 nucleotides long. RefSeq lists its product as uncharacterized. Gene Ontology annotation, molecular function: protein binding. Bases 45 to 2789 code for a protein of 914 amino acids. The transcript is spliced from 9 exons. The record is from RefSeq and is a predicted model, not a curated record. Lineage: Eukaryota; Fungi; Ascomycota; Pezizomycetes; Pezizales; Tuberaceae.
AUAAUACGGUACUGUUGCAACCUUCCUCCACGCGAUAACAGGCGAUGACUAGCACGUCGAUACUCCCUCUGGUAAACAUAUCGAAAUCUAGGGCAACAGAGAAUCCUGCCCAAAACACUCCCUCACACUCUCCCAUAACGCCUACUAGCGAUCUAGUCUCUGGAAAUGGGAGGUCAACAUCUUCCACUGGGGGGGAUGGACCUAAUGCACUUUCGGCAAGUGGCUCCAUACCUUCGAGCUUCUCGAGACCUUCCACGAUCCCUGCACCUACCGCUGAUCCCGAGAAGCUGCAAUCACCAAAUAUCAAGAAUACGGGGAUCGGCUUAGAUAACACGGUUCCUUUUGACCCGUUGGCGAUGCAGAUACUCCGUCGCACUGGAACAGAAAACACACUUCGGCAAAAGUUGCGUAAAGAUAGCUACGAUGAUUCGAUGGCUCGGAAUCCGGGCGAGAGUGUGGGUGGGAUCGGGGAAAGAAAUGCUCCUGAUGCAACAGCGAGGAAUACGGAUGCACAGCCUCAAGGCAGAGAAAAGAAGAAAGGCGUUUCUUUUCUCAGCCGCAUAAUGGGGGGGAAGAAGAAGGGCGGUGAUAUGCCCAACGAUGAAGAUACGCUUGAGGGAGACGUACGGACUGAAGGAAUGGAUGCUCACGUCUUUUCCCAACCAAUUGGGUAUAUACCUCAGUUCCCCGCGCCACCGAAGUAUAUCAGGGUUCGUUCGCACAAUAAACCGAAACGUGAUUUCGACCAAACAUUUUUGGCACAGGAGCUGUACCGGAGGCCGGUAUACGAGGAGAAUGGGAAGUUAGUCGCCGGUAGUACGGCCGAUGUUUCGUUGUUGUCACUGGCACUUCCGAAGCAUAAGAGCGGAGCUAUAUGGGCUAUGAAGUUUAGCAAGGACGGCCGAUAUCUUGCUGCGGGGGGACAGGAUAGAAUAGUACGGGUUUGGCAAGUCAUCGGGAUAUACUCCAGUGGUGGCGGCGUACGGUUGAAUGCCCCUGUUUUUCUAUCAGAACCAAUUCAUGAAUACGCCGGACAUACUGCAGACGUCCUGGACCUGAGUUGGAGCAAAAACAACUUUCUUUUGUCCUCAUCUAUGGACAAGACAGUCAGGCUUUGGCACGUGUCCAGGAAAGAGUGCCUCUGUGCAUUCCAACACAGCGACUUCGUUACAGCUAUUGUGUUUCAUCCUAGGGAUGAUCGCUUCUUUCUAGCUGGUUCCUUGGAUUCCAAGUUGAGACUAUGGAGCAUACCUGACAAAAGUGUUGCUUUCUGGAAUGAACUCCCUGAUUUGAUUACAGCCGUGGCCUUCACUCCCGAUGGACGAAUGGCCAUUGCAGGUUGUUUGAGUGGAUUAUGUCUGUUCUACGAGACUGAGGGGCUAAGAUAUAAUACUCAAGUUCAUGUGAGAUCUUCUCACGGCAGGAAUGCGAAAGGGAGCAAGAUUACCGGAAUUGAGACCAUCACGUUUCCGCCUGAUGACCCGAAUGGAGAAGUUAAAUUGUUGAUUACUAGUAAUGAUUCACGGGUCCGGAUGUACAAUGCUAGAGACAAGAGCCUUGAGUUAAAGUUUAAGGGCUAUGAGAAUACAUGCAGUCAGAUUCACGCUACCUUUAGCGACGAUGCUAAAUAUGUCAUCAGUGGAAGUGAGGAUAGACGAGUUUAUAUUUGGAACGUCGGAUUAGGGGAGACUGAAAAGAAGGACAAGAGACCGGUCGAGUACUUUGAGGCCCACCCCGCAAUCGUGACCGUUGGAGUUAUGGCUCCUGCAAAAACGAGACAAUUGCUGGGGAGCUCGGGAGAUCCGCUCUACGACCUGUGCAACCCACCACCAGUUACCCUUGUUAGUAGAUCCGAUUCGGUUUCUUCAAAGAAAGAACCCGCGACAUCGGCUGGGGGAGGAAAGCGUUCAGAAGGCGAUCACGCAACUUCUCACACGCCGAAAGCCCCCGAGGAAUCGCCCGCCUACGUAGCGAGAUCAGCGCACUCAGACGGGAAUAUAAUUGUCACUGCAGACUAUACCGGACGUAUCAAGGUUUUUCGACAGGACUGUGCUCAUGUGAAACGCAAGAAUGAGUCUUGGGAAACAUCGUCGACGUUUUCAAAGAAGAUUGGAAAUGGAGUGUUUGGGGGAAGGAGAAACUCGUUGUCACAUGGCUCUGAUAGAAUCCUUUCAUGGAGACAGAGCAUAGCAUCCAGUGGAAGCUUGGAUGACUCAAUUGGGGGAGGGAGAUUUGGUGAUGGCAGCUCGAGCAGGAACCGAAGCAUCUCUCCCCGAAAGUCAACGGGCGCCCUAUCAAUUGGUUCGAAUGGGGUCACGGGCCGGUUCGCACGGUCAGGGAGUGUACGUUCAAGAACAACCUCAAUUGCAAAUGAUACCGUGCAUCAAAGAAACUCGGAUGGUGGUACGGCCAAUGUGAGGAGCCCCGGAAGGUCGGCUCUCGGGGGAGGGGAUCGGCCAGGAAGUAGCGCAACAAUGCCAGUGACUGGCGAUGAUCGUAUGACGCAGGAAGCUAGCGCAAAUCUGGCAUACUACAAUCCCAAACAUAUGCCCACCUCAGGUGCCAGUGCUGCCACCACAAGGGCGACGGCAGGAUUGAGACAGGGAUCCAGGAUGACGACGGGCUCUGACGACAGUGCGGAUGAGGUUUUUAGCACUGACGGGGAAGGGGACGAGAGCGAAAAUGAGACGGUCAGGUGUAAAAGAUGCGGAGGAACAUCCUUCAAGGCUAAACAAUCAAGAAAGGGGGAACAUAAACUUCUUUGCGUAAAGUGCAACUCUGUACUGUGAAAUCACGCAAUUCAGCUGCUUCGUUUCUCUAACUUCCUUUUUCUUGCUCGUGUAAUGUUUUCAAUUCGAUAGUAAUUUAUUUGUUACCGACCUGCAUCAACAGCCAUUCUUGCUUUUUUCUUUUUCUUUUUCUUUUGCUUGUAAGCUUUCCUCCUUGCUUUUGCUUCUCCACCCAUCCAUCCGACUACGGCAGUGUUUCACUUUUGUUUUUACUUUUUCUUCGUUCAUCCUUACCUUUCUGCUUCCCUUGUCAAAAAACGGUUUGCCUUUCUAGCCUUUUCUUUCUUGCUUUUCCUUUUCCCUCUCUCGAAAGCAUCUCUUUUUCUUAUCUUACCAUGCUUCGGGCGUUGCGGGGAAUAUCAAACCAGCGGGGACACUUUUUUCUCUCUUUCUUGCAUCCUCCCCUCCUCCUCUUCGUGCUUUAUCGUAUUAUGUGGUAUCUCUUCCCCCCCUAUAUCGAAAAAUGGUAUUUAUACAAAAUUUAA